UACGAAAAAGGUACCGUACGGUACCUUUUUGGCUGCUACUGCCAUCCCACUUUGUGGUGGGACCAUGCAUGGUUUUGGUUCCACACCAUUCCUAUAACCAAGAAGUGACUGGUAAGGGCUACUCGACGAGACAACAUCAGCAGGUGGAGCCAAAGGAAACCUUGAAGGUUCGUGCUUUGCAAGAAUGUUGUCAUCGGUUGUCUCUCGACUGUGUGCCAUUGCUCUGGCAGCGACGGCAGUGCACUAUGCUGUCAUAUCCAUACCAUCCAAGUUUCUAAGUCGAGCCGAUAAAGCGAUGUUUAAUGCCUUGCGUCGACGAGGGGUUUUAGAAUCAUCGUCACUCCCUGGCAACGGGCGAGGGGCUGUUGGACAAGAACAUCGAGCUCUCGAUGAUGUCAUGACUGUCCCACCGGCAUGCAACUGCACAUGUGCAUUGUCAUCAUCUGUAGAUGCGGAUGAACGACCAUAUGAAGGUGUGGCCAUGAUCUCUCUGGACCGAGCUUUGGUUGAAGUGUUGGGCCAAGAUGCUUCUAUUUGUGUGUCAGCUCAUCAAAGCUUGGGAAUGAUCAUGACCACCACUGCCAUGUGUGAUGAGACAUGUGAAGCAAAUACCUCCAAUGUACCCGGGGAAGGUGACGACAACGCCAGUGAAUACGACCAAGGAGCCGUUAGUGACGACGAGGAUGAUGACGAAAUUGAUUCAGGCGAUCAAGACAAUGACGACGAGACCUCGGAUGAUGAUGAUGAUGAUGAUGAUGACAAAGAGGAGAACCAUUAG
This is a messenger RNA of Seminavis robusta, 778 nucleotides long. The record is from the annotation of a GenBank genome assembly. Lineage: Eukaryota; Bacillariophyta; Bacillariophyceae; Naviculales; Naviculaceae.